CAAAUAUGUAUCAGAUGACAGCCCUGAGUUGCUCUAUGUACCUGAGAUUUACUAUAAUCAUACGCGCAUAGUACUUAUAAACAGAUUGAAUUUGGACCACUUGAUCAGCCAAUAAUAAUCGGAUUUGCCAUGGUCAUUGUUUGAAAGGUGACAUUUCAUUAAACGAUCUCACACGUUUGACAGAAGCUGGAACAGACAAAAGCGGACAAAUUCAGAGAUGGCAGUGUCGGUAACAGUCAUUUUAUUAAUGUUGGUAUAUUCCCUAUCGGCCUACCCAACCGGUGCCCCAGUUGCAAAAUGUGGGGACAUGACCCCAGGUCAUGGUACCAAAAACGACAUUACAAAUUCACCAUAUACAGUCACAGCAUCGAGGACAACCUUCAAAGCGGGUGACUCAAUGACAGUGACCGUCUCAGGAACAGGUGGGGCCACGUUCAAGGGCUUUUUCUUGCAGGCAAGAUUAAAUGGUACUAUCAUUGGGUCAUUCUCCAACUUGUCGCCAACGAAUAGCACGAAGACAAUAACGUGUGCAACUGCUAAUGAUGCAGCCACACACGCAGAUAGGACUAUCAAGAACACCAUAACUGCGACUUGGACAGCUCCACGUGGUUUACUCAGUACAACCGGGAAUAUGGUAUUUGUGAGCACUGUUGUAACAGACUUUGACACAGUUUGGAUCCAAGUGCCUUCGACUGCCCUAACGUAUGAAGCUGAUGGCACAGGAGGCGCUGGUAACAUUGCGGGAAUGGGGAGUAUUGUUCUAACGUUGCUGUCAGCUCUUCUGGUACAGCUGAUAAAUUAGAGGACGCUAAAUUAGAGGACACGCCAUAUAGGAGCUUUGACAAUUUUUACAUUUUUAAAAUGCCCAAACAAAACAUUAGUUUAUAUAAAGUAUUGGAAUCAUGAUAAAAUCAUUCACACGAAUUGCAAGCCGUACUUCAUAUUAUAGAUCAGGACAAUCCAGUCUAAUCCACUGAUCAUGUCGGGAGGCUAAAAGUAGUACAGUCUAAUCCGGUUUAGGUUGAGGAAAUUAAAUGCAUUGACUCGUAUGGUUUAUAUAUUAAGUCUAAUUUGCCCAUGGUUUAACUUUGGAAUAAAUACGAACUACACUGUAUAAGAGAAAUAAAGCAUUGUAUUUUGUAAAUUUUGUGUACAAGGGUACGACAAGUGUAUUCAAUUUAAUUUAAGGUGCCAUGGAAGUUAACAGGAAAUGACAAAACAGGAAGCAUGCUAUUUUUCAUGAAAAC
Messenger RNA from Owenia fusiformis, 1247 nucleotides. The record is from the annotation of a GenBank genome assembly. Lineage: Eukaryota; Metazoa; Annelida; Polychaeta; Sabellida; Oweniidae.